UUUCGUCGUGAUAAGUAUCCAACUUCCUGUUUCUGAAAUAUACACUUGUCGCCGCAGAAAUAUGACAAGCCUCUAGCCUCGUUUUAAAUUCAUAACACUAUAUUAUGUAUAUGAGUUAUCACUUUAAGGGUUGAGUUUUUCAAAUUGCUUCCUUCUGGUGUUCAAUACUUUUUAUGUCUCGAAAAUGGAAAACCAUCAAGAAGACAGUGAAACUUCGCUACUUCCCCCUCGUUCUCGUUCCGCAGAACAAGAGAGGUCGAGCCCAGAAACCAACUUAGAUUCUCAUCACUGUUCCUCUGUUCCCACGUAUCUUCCCCACACGGAGCACAGAGAACAAAGAAACCCCAUAGAAUCAUGCCAGCAGCAGCCACAGGUUUCGCCUAUACCAGCUCUACCCCAGGUCUCGCCUAUACCAGCUCUUAUCUCGGAAAAGCAAAGGUCUCCAAUCGAUACGACCGAAGAUACAACCUCCCAGAUACAACAAACAGAGGGGUUCUCCCAACGGCCCCAAAUCCCACCACUAAUACCCACGGAAUCACUACAUCGGAAUGAAAAUCAAACGUCCAUGGCCGAUUCCACUACGACCCCAACAUCAAAUAAUGAUGGAAGCCCUACAAGUGCUAUUAAUAUAACAGACAGACGAGAAGCUCACCAGACAAGCUCCAAUGCAAUAAUUGGUGGCGUGGAUAACUUAGUGACACAAAGUGUACCCAUUCCCAUUCCAAGUACAAUAGGGAACAUCACCACCACUGUUACUGAAAGUGCAAACCUAGAGGAUUUUUCCACCCGUUCCAUUAAAAGUGAACCAGGGGUAGCGUCAGAACCUACUUGUUCAAUAUGGGGAACAUCAAACUACCAGACGGCCAGUAUCGAUUCCACCGAACUCGCUAACAUGCAGCAAUAUCUUCAGUACCCGACUUAUAACAGAUAUGACCCAUCAGGCCAACAGAACUUUGACAGUGCUGCUAGGUGCUCUAGUCAAGACGGAGUAACCACAAAUAAUGCAGAGGACCCAAUGUUGUCCCGAGAUGUUGGUGCCGACAUGGACGAUAUAAAUAACCCAUUCUACACAGUUCCUGCGUACUCAAACAUGUUUAUUAACCAGCAGCCAGCUUAUUCGGCUAUCCCAUACGGAGACACUUCCCAAAAACAUGUGCAGAGCUCACAAUUACCUCCAUACUUUGAAAAUGUGAAAAAAGCCUGUGAUGUAACCUCAAAGGCCGUCAAUGAAGACCACGUGUCGUCAUGUAGACCCAAACUGGAACAUGACACAGAUGGAAUCAAUAUUCAGCCCAAGAAAGUGAUAGUUCCGGCAGAUCCCCAAACAUGGUCGGAGGGGGACGUGCACCAGUGGCUAGAAUGGGCCCGGAAUGAGUACAAGCUCCGGGACUUGGAUGUCAUUCGUUACCAGCGCAUUGACGGUCGACAUCUCUGUAACAUGACUAAAGACCAGUUCUCCCAUCUAUUCGGUCCAGUCAACGCCGAAAGUCUCUACACUCAUCUUAACUUUCUCCGACACGGUCCAGCACAGGUUACCUCCCCUACAUGUAUCGGCCCCUCUGUGACUUCCUAUGUUCACGGGUCUGGAGGCUCCAUAAAACAGAACGCGGAUCCAGGUUUCACGAAAUCAGCCUGGUCUCCCCAGCCCAGCCAAUCUUCACAAGAUCCAUAUACUAUAUUAGGACCAUUGGUUGGGAGGCUAUCCAGCACAGGAAGUGGGCAGAUUCAGUUGUGGCAGUUUCUUUUGGAGCUGCUGUCUGACAGAAGGAAUGGCUCAUGCAUCACAUGGGAGGGAAGUAACGGCGAAUUUAAACUGGUGGACCCGGAUGAAGUGGCCCGCCGAUGGGGAGAGAGGAAGUCCAAACCUAACAUGAACUAUGACAAACUCAGCAGAGCACUGAGAUAUUACUACGACAAAAACAUAAUGACGAAAGUUCACGGCAAACGCUACGCUUACAAAUUUGACUUCGUAGGCCUCACACAGGCCAUGCAGCCCUCAACGCCUGAAUCGAAUGCCUACCGAUAUCAACACGAGAUGUUUAGCAUGUCGGGGUAUCCCGCUACUAGACUGAACUAUUUACCACAUGCACCGAUGCCAACGACUACGGCGGGUUUUCUUACCCCUCCAGCUCCCUAUUGGUCCACAUCCACCAAUAACAUUUUCCCCAACACGUUGAAUCACGUGAUGCCGGGACAUCCGGGGGCUUUGCCAUCCCACAUGAGCACGUUUUACUCAUGAUUCAAGUUAUCUUAUAACAAACACACAAUCUGCAUUGUUUGUUGUUCGAUUCAUGAAAUCAAUUUUACAUUCCUUAAUUUAUGAAUUUUUUCUUUCUGGAUCACGUCGAUCCAUUUUAUUUGGAUCAUUGAGAAUGUGGUGUACUUGCCAGAAUAUUUUGGUAUACAAUUUGGCUGUAACUUGCUGCAUGCCAUAUAAGACAAAAUAAUUUUCAAAUCCAAAAAUAUUCGUUAAUGUUUUCCUCUAUAUUUUCCAUUCCGUGUACUUUAUGUGUUGGAAUUCAAACAUACAUGACAUUCCUUUUUGUUACACAACGACUUCAUGUUUUUUUAAUUUUUGUUCAGAUCUGUAGAUUAUAUCGGAACUGUUUAUUCAUUCCUCUUUAUUUCAAAGUUCUAUGUCGUCAAAGUCUUACGCAGGGGUUUGGGGAGACCACGUACAAGAUGGUCAAAACUUGUGGAAAUCCAGCAGAAAUAGCCGGUCUUUUGACAUGAUUACAAGGAUACAUGAUAACUAGGCCACGAGACCUUUACAUAGAUUUCUGGGCCAGGAGACAUUUACAUGCAUUUCUGGGCCAGGAGACAUUUACAUACAAUUUCCCUCUGUUGAUGUGAUCUCAGAUCGUGUAUUGUUAACUUAUCUAGAGACUGUCCAUGGAAAAUCAGGCAGAGGUUGGGAUAUAAAGUUUGGGGCCCUUAUAAUACCUGAAACACUUCUAUGAGUUUCGAUUUUUGAAAUUCGCGUAUUAAUUCUUUGCAAAUUUGCCCGAUGGUGUAUUUCGACCACAAGAUUUGUUGCUUCCAUACUCAUACAUGUAUGGUGUUGAAAACUAUGGUAAUGAAAGUUAAGAUAUAAGAAUAGUAUAAAGGGCCGAUAACUCUUAUCGCUUAACUGAUAACCUCAUCAUUACUGUUGAAAAAUCAGGAACAAAACAGGUAGUGGAAAUUGUCAAUGUCACCUAUAUUCAGAAAAACUCCUGAUUUUCUACGGACAGCUACCUAGACGAAGAAUUUUGCUGAAAAUUGUUGAUGUCAUGUGUCAUGUAAUUCGUUGAAAAUAAAUGUUGGAUUGAAAAAUAA
Messenger RNA from Ostrea edulis (European flat oyster), 3318 nucleotides. RefSeq lists its product as uncharacterized. Gene Ontology annotation, molecular function: sequence-specific DNA binding; DNA-binding transcription factor activity, RNA polymerase II-specific. The record is from RefSeq and is a predicted model, not a curated record. Gene Ontology annotation, biological process: regulation of transcription by RNA polymerase II; cell differentiation. NCBI's taxonomy places the organism in Eukaryota, Metazoa, Mollusca, Bivalvia, Ostreida, Ostreidae. Gene Ontology annotation, cellular component: nucleus. The transcript is spliced from 7 exons. Bases 185 to 2239 code for a protein of 684 amino acids.